GUGGAGGCUGAGCUGAUUGAUAAGCUGGACAGCAUGGUGUCAGAAGGGAAAGGUGAUGAGAGCUACAGGGAGCUCUUCAGCCUGCUAACCCAGCUGUUUGGGCCCUACCCCAGCCUGCUGGAGAAGGUUGAACAGGAAACAUGGCGUGAGACUGGCAUUUCCUUUGUUACCUCAGUCACUCGCCUCAUGGAACGCCUUCUUGACUACAGGGACUGCAUGAAAGGAGAGGAAACCGAGAACAAGAAGAUAGGCUGCACUGUUAACCUCAUGAACUUUUACAAAUCUGAGAUUAACAAAGAAGAAAUGUAUAUCCGAUACAUCCAUAAGCUUUGUGACAUGCACUUACAGGCUGAAAACUACACAGAGGCUGCUUUUACCCUGCUCCUUUACUGUGAGCUGCUUCAGUGGGAAGACCGGCCAUUACGGGAGUUCCUGCACUACCCAUCUCAGACAGAGUGGCAGCGGAAAGAGGGACUGUGCCGGAAGAUCAUUCACUACUUCAACAAAGGCAAGAGCUGGGAAUUUGGAAUCCCACUAUGCAGGGAGCUGGCAUGUCAGUAUGAGAACCUCUAUGAUUAUCAGAGCCUCAGCUGGAUUCGGAAAAUGGAGGCCAGCUACUAUGACAACAUUAUAGAGCAGCAACGCCUAGAGCCUGAGUUCUUCCGGGUCGGCUUCUAUGGCAGGAAGUUUCCUUUCUUCCUUCGGAACAAAGAAUACGUGUGCCGUGGCCAUGACUAUGAGAGGCUGGAGGCCUUCCAGCAAAGGAUGCUCAGCGAGUUCCCCCAGGCUGUCGCCAUGCAGCAUCCUAACCAUCCUGAUGACGCCAUCCUACAAUGUGAUGCUCAGUACUUGCAGAUCUAUGCAGUGACACCCAUUCCAGAAUAUGUGGAUGUUCUGCAGAUGGAUAGGGUACCAGAUCGUGUCAAGAGCUUCUAUCGUGUCAACAAUGUGAGGAAGUUCCGGUACGACAGACCUUUCCACAAAGGCCCCAAGGACAAGGAGAAUGAAUUCAAGAGCCUGUGGAUUGAGCGUACCACGCUGACCCUAACCCACAGCUUGCCUGGAAUCUCUCGGUGGUUUGAAGUGGAAAGAAGGGAAUUGGUGGAGGUGAGCCCUCUGGAGAAUGCUAUCCAGGUUGUUGAGAAUAAGAACCAGGAGCUGCGAGCCCUGAUCAGCCAGUAUCAACACAAGCAGGUGCAUGGUAAUAUCAACCUGCUCAGCAUGUGCCUGAAUGGAGUCAUUGAUGCAGCUGUCAAUGGAGGCAUUGCACGCUACCAGGAGGCCUUCUUUGAUAAAGAUUACAUCACCAAGCAUCCAGGAGAUGCAGAGAAGAUCGCCCAGCUGAAAGAGUUAAUGCAGGAGCAGGUCCAUGUCCUUGGAGUUGGGCUAGCAGUCCAUGAGAAGUUUGUUCACCCAGAAAUGCGGCCUCUGCAUAAGAAGUUGAUUGAUCAGUUCCAGAUGAUGCGGGCCAGUCUAUACCAUGAAUUUCCAGGUUUGGAUAAGCUAAGUCCUGCAUGUUCAGGCACAAGCACACCACGGGGAAAUGUUUUGGCAUCCCAUAGCCCAAUGAGCCCUGAGAACAUCAAGAUGAGCCACCGGCACAGCCCCAUGAACUUGAUGGGCACAGGCCGCCAUUCAUCAUCCUCUCUCUCCUCACAUGCGUCUAGUGAAGCGGGAAACAUGGUGAUGAUGGGCGACAGCUCCAUGGGCGAGGCUCCUGAGGACCUGUACCAUCACAUGCAGCUCACGUAUCACAAUCCCAGGUACCAGGGCUCAGUCACCAACGUCUCUGUUCUGUCCUCGUCCCAGGCAAGCCCUUCUUCCUCCAGCCUGAGUUCCACUCACUCAGCACCAUCCCAGAUGAUUACUUCUGCCCCUUCCAGUGCCCGAGGCUCUCCCUCUCUGCCAGAUAAGUACCGCCAUGCCCGAGAAAUGAUGUUGCUGUUACCCACACACCGGGACCGCCCAAGCAGUGCCAUGUAUCCAGCAGCCAUCUUGGAGAAUGGACAGCCACCAAACUUCCAGCGGGCCCUGUUCCAGCAAGUUGUUGGAGCCUGCAAACCCUGCAGUGAUCCCAAUCUAUCUAUAGCAGAAAAAGGUCAUUACUCCCUACACUUUGACGCCUUCCACCAUCCUCUGGGCGAUAUCCCUCCAGCUCUCCCUGCCCGGACUCUGCGCAAGUCUCCUCUCCACCCCAUCCCAGCCUCCCCCACAAGCCCUCAGUCGGGCCUGGAUGGCAGCAACUCUACACUGUCUGGCAGUGCCAGCAGUGGUGUGUCCUCCUUAAGCGAGAGUAACUUUGGGCACUCCUCAGAGGUCCCACCUCGAACUGACACCAUGGACUCUAUGCCGAGCCAGGCCUGGAAUGGCGACGAAGACCUUGAGCCGCCCUACCUCCCUGUCCACUACAGCCUCUCCGAAUCCGCUGUCCUGGACUCCAUCAAGGUCCAGCCAUGCAGAAGCCACUCAGCCCCAGGAUGUGUCAUCCCUCAGGACCCCACGGACCCGCCUGCGCUGCCGCCCAAGCCCUACCACCCCCGCCUGCCAGCCCUGGAACACGAUGAGGGAGUGCUGCUGCGCGAAGAGGCCGAGAGGCCGAGAGGCCUGCACCGAAAGGCCUCACUGCCUCCUGGGAGCACCAAGGAGGAGCAGGCCCGCAUGGCCUGGGAGCACGGCCGAGGGGAACAGUGAGGGGCAGGGAAGCAGCUGCAACACCUUCAGUGAGCAGCUUGCCCAAGCACUCCAGGUCUGAAAAGCAAAUCCCUCCUAGGGAGCGAGAGAGGCUUGGCACUCGGGAGAGAACCACCCUGAGUCUCUCUUCUACUGCCGUGAACUCAUAUGUUGCCAUGUUCAGAGGCCACAGCAGCAUGAAGGGUUGUGGCUUCUCUUUUUAUUUCCUUUUUUACAUUCCAUUUCUAUGGAUUUUCCUUUAUGCAGUAGAUGCUUUCUUCCUCCUGCAGUUCCAGACCACAUGGAGCUAUAUGGAGAUAUUGCACAGACAGAAUUGCUUUGCAGCAUUGCAGGGCCCAGGAGCAGGAGCCCAGGCCCUCCCUCCAGGGUUGAGAUGCACAGAAUGGAAAUUGCACUAGGGACCUCUUCCUUUGCUAGGUGGACAGAAAAGUUCAUGGUUGCAUUCAGGGAUUGCAAGGACCACGUGGGCUACAUGUCACAAGUGGACAAAGGGGCCAAAAUCCGUUUUGCACAAAUGCUUGCCCACCUGCCCACUCUUCUGUCCAGGAGUGUGCAACUGAGGGGCUGGUCAGACCAACGUGCUGACUCAGGCAUGUAACUAGCCUAACUGCAUGCCCAGGGCACACUGCCAGGCUUCCAUGGGCCAGCCUCAUCUACUCCUACUUGGACUUUUCUCAUCACUUUUAUUUCUGACCAUUUGCUCCCUUCCACUCAAACACCUCAUGACCUGCA
Castor canadensis (American beaver) is the source of this 3423-nucleotide messenger RNA. The record is from RefSeq and is a predicted model, not a curated record. NCBI's taxonomy places the organism in Eukaryota, Metazoa, Chordata, Mammalia, Rodentia, Castoridae.